Messenger RNA from Drosophila rhopaloa, 2888 nucleotides. RefSeq lists its product as uncharacterized. NCBI's taxonomy places the organism in Eukaryota, Metazoa, Arthropoda, Insecta, Diptera, Drosophilidae. Bases 1260 to 2114 code for a protein of 284 amino acids. The record is from RefSeq and is a predicted model, not a curated record. The transcript is spliced from 2 exons.
AUUUUUUCUGUUCAAAGACAACAAGGAUGUACUUACGUAUGAAUCUUACAACGAUUUAUUCCACGUAACUAAUUUAAGUUUUUAUAAGGAAAUAAUUAAUAUAGAAUCAGAUAAUAUAAAAAAGGAUUCAAAUAAAAGGUCACAAUGGGAAAUAAAGUACGACUUAGAAGUAAUCGAAUUAAUCUUAUCCCAGUUAAUAUCAGCUAAAAAAAAAAGAGGAAUAAAUGAAUUAGGCACCGUGUGGAAAUGGUUAGAAAUGGAAAUGGUUAGAAAUAGAAAUGGAACUCCGGAUCAUGAUGAUUUCAUUAAAGUACAAAAUAAAAUCAAUGACCUAAUUGAAAAUAAUAAUAAACAGUCUGUCGGGAGCAGCCGCAGAAAUCAAUUUAAAAUCAUUUCAAAACCAUUUAUUGUUUUCUAUUUUGGUCAGCAUCACUGACAACAACAAUGUAAACAAAAGCUUCUCAUUUAUCUAUCUGCAUGCGUGGGUGAGAUAAGCCGAGAUAAGCGACUGCGCUCGCUGAUCUCUCGGACCUGCGCACUCUCAUUUUUGCAUUUGCUUUUGAUCGCUGGUACGAAGCAGUUCGUUCGCUCUCGCUUCCAGCAAUAAAACAUACAUAUUUGAAAUCGAACCAUACUCUCGGCUUUUUCUUUUAACAUUCGCAAAAAAGGUGGCAUAAAUUAAUGCCUCCUCUAAACAUUGGUGACCCCGACGUGAUCGUGAACUUGUGUUAAAGUGAAGCAAUUAUUAAAUAUCGUUUUAAUAAUUCUAAGCGCCCCUUGCACGUGCCGCGGCAGGGCCACACACACACAAACCUUUUCGCAUCGCUUCGCACGGUAUUCGCACAUACCGACAUACAUACAUACAGUGUACAGUUAGAAUCGGCUGCUGUACAGUCUGAACCUUUUGCAUAACGGCAAGUGUUAUACAACUUCGCGCGCCAGGCAGAGGUCGUUGCCCUUUGUGUUCUAUUCCGUCAUUACCCUCAAAUUCGGUCUUUGGUUUUCGCUGGCCCAAGUGCAGGUGCAGUGCAAAUUUCGUGCGGUGACUUUCGAAUACCCUACAGACUUUAAAUAAAAACUCAAAAUGUCAACCAAACAUACGAAAAAACCUGAGCUCGCGCCUCACGCUCCAGACGGCGAGGAGUUUUAUCGGGCAAAAGCAAAUUCUAUGGUACGCCAGCUGGCUGCCCUAAAUUUAUUUCUAACAGAGGAGCAGUUGGCCAAAUUCGGUUGCGGUGCGGUUGGAUUUAAUCGAGCGCAUGUACUCUGAUUUCGAUAGCUCUCGACUUAACCUCGAACGGCUUGUGAUCGAGGAGCUGGAGUCGGAUGCGCGCUUAACCUUUACCACGGCAUAUUGUGAGACGAAAGGAAGGAUCUGCCGCCAUCUCAAUAGUGAAAAGAGAAAGUCGUUGGCAAAUUCAACUGAGCUGCAUGGCAUCCUCGGUGGCCACACUGCCGCCUUCAAGUGCAACUCGCGGCCCACCAGGCUACCGGAAUUUCAGCUUCCGGAUUUCUUCGCCAUGUUCAACACGGUAGUGGGAAAGAACGAAGACCUAACAAAGGUGGAAAAAUUCCAGCAUCUUCGUGCACGUUUGGACGGCAUAUCGCUGGAUGCAAUUCGCUCUCUAGAGCCCACGGAAAAUAAUUACGACAGGGCUUUGGAAUUAUUAACCUCGAGAUUUGAUAAUAAAUUAUUGCACUUUCAGGCUCAUGUUCGGUCUUUAUUCAGGCUACCAGGGGUGGAGAAGGGAUCCGCAAGUAGCCUGCGGCAGUUGAGCGACAAGGCAAAUUCUCAUUUGCGCGCCCUGGCUACUAUGGCCUCUACGAAGGAAAUCUAUGACGGCCUUUUAAUCCAUCUCAUCGUUUCAAAACUGGACAUUCAGACCCAGGAGAGGUGGGAAGAAGGGUUGCCUUCCAAGGAGCUGCCAAAUUGGGAUAAAUUCUCAUCGUUUUUGGAUCUUAGAUGCCGCAUGAUGGAAAAUUUGGAAUACGCUAUGGUAAACCAAGCACCUAGCAAACAGAAAACCCAGAUGAUAUUAGUGUUCUUACGCCUGCACACUUUCUCAUUGGAUCUACAUUCACCGCAAUGGAUGAGCCUGAUGUCACCCAUCUGAACAUCGACCGCUUGAGCCGGUGGCAGCGUGUAUGCCAAAUGCAGCAAACCUUCUGGCGCAAAUGGAGCGCCGACUACCUUUCGCUGCUGCAGGAGCGGACCAAAUGGCGCCUUCCUGUGAGCAACAUACAGGCAGGAAGCAUGGUCCUCAUCAAGGAGGACAACAUACCCCCUUUGCGGUGGCGCCUCGGCAGGAUCGAGAGCACCAUCUCCGGAAAGGAUGGCGUCGAACGAGUUGCAGUCAUCCGAACCGACUCUGGACUAUGCAAGCGGGCAAUGAGGAAGCUGGCGGUACUGCCCCUUGAAACCACUUCACUUGGAAGCAUGACUCUUCCAACGGGGGGAGCAUGUCGGGAGCAGCCGCAGAAAUCAAUUUAAAAUCAUUUCAAAACCAUUUAUUGUUUUCUAUUUUGGUCAGCAUCACUGACAACAACAAUGUAAACAAAAGCUUCUCAUUUAUCUAUCUGCAUGCGUGGGUGAGAUAAGCCGAGAUAAGCGACUGCGCUCGCUGAUCUCUCGGACCUGCGCACUCUCAUUUUUGCAUUCGCUUUUGAUCGCUGGUACGAAGCAGUUCGUUCGCUCUCGCUUCCAGCAAUAAAACAUACAUAUUUGAAAUCGAACCAUACUCUCGGCUUUUUCUUUUAACACCGUUCACACACCGCAUAGUUUAAAAUUCGUUAAACAUUCGCAAAAAAGGUGGCAUAAAUUAAUGCCUCCUCUAAACACAGUCUAUUAUUAAUUCCAAAUUGUUCAAAGAAAUAGAAUCUCUCUCUGA